Fusarium sp. VM40 is the source of this 2433-nucleotide messenger RNA. NCBI's taxonomy places the organism in Eukaryota, Fungi, Ascomycota, Sordariomycetes, Hypocreales, Nectriaceae. The record is from the annotation of a GenBank genome assembly.
AUGCCUACCGCUGUGACUCAUCAUCAUAGGCCGACCACCAAGGUUACAAACAAGGCAUUUAAGUCGAGGGCCGCUUCCAAACAUGAGUUGAGGGACCGCGCAAAGGGCCGAGUUCCCGACGAAAAGGGCAACCGAAAGACUCCUCACCAACAAGUCAUGUCUAAAUUCGACCGACGCAACCAGGCCAAGCAGGCCCGAUUAAACAAGCACAAGGAGCAUGUCAAGGAAACCUCUGUUUUCGCUGGAAAGGAUGGUGCGCCCCGGCAUGUUGCUCUCAUUCCUCUUUGCGCCGGCACCGACCUCAACGCCACGAUCAAGCAUUUGAAUGGCAGUGUCGAUAUCGAGGACAACGAGAGUGGCAACCACCGAGUGACAGUCGACCGAUUCAAGCAAAAGCUACAGUACAUCCCUAUCGAGCGAGACCUUAACUCCUGUAUCGACGCUGCCCGCGUGGCCGAUUUCGUUAUUGUCGUUCUAUCAGCCAGUGUCGAGGUCGAUGAGCUUGGAGAGUUGAUUCUGCGCAGCGUCGAGAGCCAGGGUAUGUCUACGCUCUUCACUAUUGUCGAAGGUCUGGACAAGAUCGAGCCUGCAAAGCAACGACAGAGUGUCUUGGGAUCCCUCAGGUCAUUCAUCACCCACUUCCACCCUGAACAAGAGAGACUUUACAGCCUCGAGAGCCGACAGGAAUGUGCCAACCUUAUGCGAUCACUAUGCAGCACAACACCAAAGGGUAUCCGAUGGAGAGACGAGAGAAGUUGGAUGCUGGCCGAGGAUAUCAAUUUCGCCCACUCAGAGUCCGAGCCCACAGUUAUCACUGGUAUUGUCCGUGGUAGGGGUCUCAAAGCCGACCGUCUUAUCCAGGUCGGUGACUGGGGAACUUUCCAGAUUGAGAAGAUCGAGGCUGCUCCUCUGGCCAAGCAGGUCAAGAAGAAGGGAGAAGAUGUGACCAUUGAGCCUGAGGAAGCCGGAAAGGUUCUGGACGAGCCUACCGAGGAUCGCGAUGACCUGCUGGAGCUGGCUCCUGAGGAGGUUAUGAUGGACGCUGAUGAUGCUGUCAUGGCAACCGAUGCCAGUGAGAAGAAGGGUGUUCUUCUCGACGAACAUCAUUAUUUCUCAGACGAAGAGGCUGAGGCGAGGAAGAUCAAGAAGCGCGUGCCCAAGGGUACAUCCGAAUACCAGUCAGCCUGGUACCUGGAGGAUGUCUCCGAUUCAGAGUCCGACAUGGAAGACUACGAGAUGAAGGACGAGGCCAAUGAGGAGGAGGCUCGACCUGAGGAUGGUCUAGAGGGUUACGCUCCUGCGCCACCUACUGAGGGUGCCCCUUCAGAGUAUCCCCAGUCAGAGAUGAUGAUUGAGCCAGAUGAGGAGGAGGAUGCCAAGCAGCUUGAGAUUUUCCGCGCCGGAAAGCGAAAUGAGGCUGAGGAUGAUAUGGAGUUCCCUGACGAGAUUGAGAUGCACCCUCAUGUCUUGGCUCGCGAGCGUCUCGCCCGAUACCGUGGUCUCAAGAGUCUGCGAACCAGUGUGUGGCAGCAGGAGGAGGAUCGCGCACAUGAGCCUGAGGAGUGGAGACGCCUCCUUCAAGUGUCAGACUACCAAGCUUCACGAUCACGAGUCACCCGAGAGGCUCUGGUCGGCGGAGUUGAGCCUGGAACUCGUGUUCACAUCUAUAUCAAGGGCAUCUCCCCCAUCCAGGAGAAGACCUACGACCCUAAGAAGCCCCUGACGCUCUUCUCACUUCUUCGACACGAGAACAAGAAGACCUCUGUUAACUACCUCUUCAACCUGAGCUCUGACUUCACCAAGUCUAUCAAGGCUAAGGAGGAGCUUAUUGUCCAGUGCGGACCUCGCCGAAUGGUGAUCAAGCCUCUCUUCUCCCAGCCUGGACAAACACCAAACAAUGUCCACAAGUACUGCCGAUUUAUCCACCCUGGUCAAUCAGCUAUCGCAACCUUCAUGGGUCCUCUAACAUGGGGUGCUGUGCCUGUGCUGUUCUUCAAGCGAACCACUGCUGAGGAGGUUGAGAAGGAGGACGGUUCUCACAUUGGUCUGUCGCUCAUCGGUACAGGAACCGCCAUACCACCCUCGACAAAUCGCGUCGUCGCCAAGCGAAUCAUUCUUGCUGGUCAUCCUUACCACAUCCACAAGAAGAUCGUUACCAUCCGAUACAUGUUCUUUAACCGAGAGGAUGUCGAGUGGUUCAAGGCUCUACCGCUCUGGACAAAGCGAGGACGCAGUGGCUUCAUCAAGGAGCCUCUUGGUACACACGGUUACCUUAAGGCGACAUUCGAUGGACGUAUCAACCCUCAAGACUCCAUCGGUGUCAGUUUGUACAAGCGGGUGUGGCCACGACAGGCUGCUCCCGUGGAGGGACCCUUGCUGGAGAUUGAGCCUAGCACAAUGCAGGCUGACGGCGAUAUGAUGAUGGACGAAUAG